GAGAAGCUUCUGCGGUGUUCCUACAGCGCCCUCGUCUGACAACGCAUAACGUCACGUUAGUUCCCUCUCUGGUCAACAGUAAAUUCCUAUCACACACAUCAGGGAUAGAGAAUGUGCGGUGCUUGGCCAGAACUCAGAACCUGUGACUCUCAUGAAGCUACACUAGAAGAGGGCAUCUGGAUGGAGUACAGCCAAGGCGGUUGAACUCCCACUAAGUUCAGAAGAAUGGCUUCACUGGAGUCCAAAAAACUUUUGAUUCUUCUGUGGAAGAACCUUACUUUAAAGAGGCGGAAGUUUGGGGCUUUAGUGACUGAAAUAGCCCUGCUCCUUAUACUCAGUGUUGUGCUUUUGGUGACACGCAGUCUUCUUCCUAUAAAGAAGGUUAAAUCUUUCCAGUAUCCUGAUCAACCAGCCAGUGAUGUCCCUUCCUUCAUCCAAGUUUUCACCACCAUUUCUCAUCCUUGGGAAUUGGCUUAUGUGCCUUCCAACAGCAUCAUGGUAGAGAAUAUUGUGGAAAAUGUGAAAAAGGAUCUAAACUUCCAUAUGAAAGUUACAGGAUUUUCUUCAGAAAUUGAUUUUGAAGACUACAUUAGGUCAACUGUCAACUCUAAACAUGUUCUGGCUGCUAUUGUGUUUGACCACAGCUUCACAAACAGCAAUGAUCCCCUGCCAAAGAAGGUAAAAUACUACCUGCGUUUUAGUAGUGUUAAAAAGAACAUUAAUUCUGGGGCAUAUUUUCAAGGGCACAGCUGGUUCACAAAUUUGCUCUUCCCACCUGUGCAUCUUCUGGGACCCAGAAACCAAUUUGAUGCAGAUGGAGGCAGUCCUGGGUACAUCAGUGAAGGGUUCCUGGCUGUGCAACAUGCCUUAGACAAGGCCAUCAUGUUACAUCAUGGCGGUGCUGCUGCAACAGCACUCUUUAAUGAUAUUAGCCUAUUCAUUCAGAGAUUUCCAUACCCUGAAUAUCAUCAUGAUUUCUUCUAUACAUUUGCUAAUACUUUUAUCCCUCUAAUAAUGGCAUGUACCUUCUUUAUGAAUUAUCUCACCCUAGUUCAGUCCAUUGUAUGGGAAAAGGAAAACCAAUUGAAGGAAUACCAGCUCAUGAUAGGACUGAGCAACUGGAUGCUCUGGGUUGCCUAUUUCUUCACGUUCUUCUGUUUGUAUUUUAUUAACAUCGUAUUUAUAUGCGUGGUUUUAUUUGUCAAGAUUGAACCUGCACCAAUCUUCCAAUAUAAUGACCCAAUCCUUGUAUUCAUCUUUUUGUCAUUUUAUGGCAUCUCAUCAAUAUUCUUCAGUUUUAUGAUUAGCGCACUGUUUAAUAGAGUCAACUUUGCUGUGAGCUUGGGAAGUUGCUUUUUCCUCCUCACCUACUUCCCAUGUAUUACAAUCUAUUCAAACUAUGAACACAUGACAUUCAAGCAGAAACUGAUUUGGUGCUUCAACUUUAAUGUUGGGAUGGCAUUUGGAUUUAAAUUCCUAAUUGACGCAGAGGCAAAGAAAACUGGAAUGAAAUGGAGUAACAUAUUCUCACCAGUGGAUACGGACAACUUUCUGUUUGCCUUUGUGCUAGGAAUGCUUUUAGUUGAUGCCUUCCUAUAUGCCCUUGUGGCUUGGUAUAUAGAAGCUGUCUUUCCAGGAGAGUACGGUGUUCCCAAGCCAUGGAACUUUUUCAUGAUGCGCUCUUACUGGUUUGGAGAAACACCUCAAAGAAAUCCCCAAAUCACCCAAUUUAAUGAGAAAAUUCGAAGCAAGUAUUUUGAAGCAGAACCAGCUGAUUUGAUGGCAGGCAUCCAGAUCAAACACCUGCACAAGGAAUUCAAAGGGGGUAACACCACCAAGAUAGCCAUUGAGGAUUUGUCUUUGAACUUUUACGAGGGACAGAUCACUGUUCUUCUAGGACACAAUGGGGCAGGAAAAUCCACUACUCUUUCCAUCCUCUCAGGUCUCUAUCCCCCAACCAGAGGAGAGGCCUAUAUUCAUGGAUAUGACAUAUCACAGCAUAUGGCACAAAUCAGGAAAUCCUUGGGCUUGUGUCCUCAGCAGAACUUGUUGUUUGAUCACUUGACAGUGUCAGAACACCUUUAUUUCUACUGUAGGGUAAAAGGAAUACCUCAAAAGAUGUGUCUUGAGGAAAUUGACAGCAUGCUGUCAGCUUUUAAUCUACUGGAGAAACGGGAUGCAUUUUCAAAGUCACUGAGUGGAGGCAUGAAGCGCAAACUUGCCAUCAUUACAGCACUGCUAGGGGGCUCCAAGGUGGUGAUACUUGAUGAGCCAACAUCUGGCAUGGACCCAGCCUCAAGGAGGACCACCUGGGAUCUCCUUCAAGCAUAUAAACAGGGCCAUACCAUCCUACUGACCACCCACUAUAUGGAUGAAGCUGAUGUGCUGGGUGACCGCAUUGCUAUCAUGGUCCAAGGAACCUUGCGGUGCUGUGGCUCUUCAGUCUUCCUGAAAAGACUAUAUGGUGUUGGGUACCACAUAGUCAUGGUGAAGGAACCUCACUGUGACAUUGAUGAAAUCUCAAAACUGAUCCAUUACUAUGCAUCAACAGCCACCUUGAAGACUAAUGUUGGAAAUGAAUUAUCUUUUAUUCUACCCCAAGAAUAUACUCACAGGUUUGAAGCUCUCUUUUCUUCUCUGGAAGAGAAUCAAGAGAACCUUGGCAUUUCUAGUUUUGGUGUCUCUAUCACUACCAUGGAAGAAGUUUUCCUUAGGGUCAGUCACAUGGAAGAUUCAAAAUCAGAUAACCAAGAUACUCAGUCACCCUCAGUGGGGAGCAAAGAGAAUAAGAAUAAGGAUGUCCCAAGCAGCAUGAGAGGAGGCUUUCCCAUUAAAGGUGAAGACCUGGCCAUUGUGUUUAACACCGGGUGUUCCCUCUACUAUCAGCAGUUCCAUGCCAUGUUCAUAAAGAGGUUGAUGUAUAAUUGGCGAAACUGGAGGGUGCUUUUGGUACAGAUACUGGGACUUGUUAUCUCUUCUCUCUUUCUCCUGAAGUCUCAUAACCUUAGAUAUGAAGAUGAGAAAACAAGGCAAAUGAAUUUGAGUGAAUAUGGUCAAACCAUUGUGCCUUUUUCUAUUUCUGGAAAAUCUAGUUUGACGACAAGUCUCUUACUACACCUUGAGAAUAUGCUAAAGCCUGGUGGCCACAAACUUAAGGAAGUACAAGGUGACCUACUCAAAUACCUGGAAGGAAAUAAAGAAUGCAUUCAUUUAUGUAUUAUUGCACUUUCCAUCAAGGUGGUUGCAAAUAGAACAAAGCUAACUGUUCUAUUCAACAAUGAAGCUUACCAUUCACCAUCUCUAUCCCUGGCAGUUUUAGACAACAUUCUUUUCAUGUCACUUUCUGGUGCUGAUGCUUCCAUAACCAUCUCCAAUAAACCUCAGCCACGCUCCCAGGCUAAAGAAAGUCUAGGGAGUGCAGAAGGAAAGGUGGUUGCCUUAAAAAUUCAGCUGGGCAUGGCUCUUUUGGUCAGUGGCUUUUGCCUCCUGACAGUGACUGAGAGAACCACCAAGGCAAAGCACAUUCAGUUUCUGAGUGGGGUCUCUGUCCUCGUGUACUGGCUUUCUGCUCUCCUGUUUGAUUUAAUCAUCUUCUUUGUUUCAUGCUGCCUACUAUUGGUUGUGUUCAAAUACUGCAAAAUUGAUAUUUAUGUCACAGACUACCAUUUUCUGGAGACAAUGCUGAUCCUCACACUGUUUGGAUGGUCUGCCAUUCCCCUCACAUACCUGAUGAGCUUCUUAUUUUCUAAAAGCACCUCUGCCUACGUCAAAAUUAUCAUGUUCAAUUAUGUGUCUGGCAUUUUCAGUAUCUUGAUAGAUACCUUAUUAGUAGCUAAAAUGCCAGUUACCUUGUCUAAUACCACCAAAGCCUUCCUGCUCAACACACUACUGCUCUUUCCCACUUACAACCUCGGGAAGUGCAUAGGUGACUACACUGUUAUUUACCAGAGGAAAAUACAGUGCACACAGCAGAAGAAUGUUCCCAAAUACCUGAAUUGUAGCAAAGAAAAUAUUGAGCAGAAUAUUUAUUCUUUAAAGGAGCAUAUGAUUGGAAAGUAUUUAAUUGCUAUGGGCAUCACAGGCUUAGUUUCCCUCCUCUUCAUUUUCUUUUGGGAGAACACUUUUUGGAAAUUAAGAAUGCUUAUUCAUCAACACAUUUACUUUGGUGUCUGCAAGAAAUACAAGACAGAUAAAAUUUCCAAGGAAUUAUCUGGGGAAUCUCAAGAUAAAGAUGUAGAAAAUGAGAGAAGGAAAAUUCUAUGCCAGUCUGAAAAGUUUCUGAAUUCCCCAGUUCUUAUUAAGGAGCUCACAAAGAUAUACUUUAAGUACCCACUAAUUCUGGCUGUGAAAAAUAUCUCCCUUGCUGUCCAAGAGAGGGAGUGCUUUGGAUUACUUGGAUUCAAUGGAGCAGGUAAAACAACUACCUUCCAAAUUUUGACUGGAGAAAGGACUCCUACCACUGGAGAUGUAUUCAUUGAUGGCAUUAGCAUCACCAAGAACAUCCUAAAGGUGAGGUCAAAAAUCGGCUAUUGUCCUCAAUUUGAUGCCUUGCUGGAAUACCUGACUGGUCGGGAAAUAAUGAUCAUGUAUGCAAGAAUAUGGGGAGUCUCUGAGCAUCAGAUUCAGCCCUAUGUGGACAUGCACUUGAACUCUUUGGGUCUGGAGCCCCAUGCCAACUUUCUCAUCAGCACCUACAGUGGAGGAAACAAACGUAGACUGAGCACUGCUAUUGCCACAAUGGGAAAGCCUUCAGUCAUCUUACUGGAUGAACCAUCAACUGGCAUGGACCCAAGAGCUAGGCGCCUUCUCUGGGACACAGUGAUAAAGAUUCGAGAAAGUGGAAAGGCCGUAAUUAUAACAUCCCACAGCAUGGAAGAAUGUGAAGCUCUCUGUACAAGGUUAUCCAUAAUGGUGAAAGGGAAGCUCACAUGCCUGGGUAGUCCUCAGUACCUCAAGAACAAGUUUGGCAACAUUUAUAUUCUGAAGGUCAAGGUCAAGUCUGAGGAAACAUUAAAGGAUUUUAAAAAUUUCAUCACACUGACAUUUCCAGACAUGUGCCUGAUGCUCACAGAGGUCAGAAGUGGGUGUCAAAUCCCUGAAACUGGAAUUAUGGAUGAUUGUGAGCUGUCAUGUCAGUCCUGGGAUUUAAAACCGAGUCCUCUGCAAAACCAACUACUUCUAACCAUUAAACCAUUUCUCCAGCACCAAAAGAUACUAUUUUCUUAACUUUCUGUAGCCAUUCUGUAUGCAUAUAUAUUUUAUUAUCGCAUCAAUUGUUAUAUUAAUUUAAAUAAGUAAGUGAAUGAACUGAAAAGGUGGAAAUGCCUUCAGUAUUGAUGGAGAUAUUGCUUAUUUUUAUGGGGUUUAGAAGCUGGGAAAUUGCACCUGACAAUGAAUGGGUAAAUAUUACUUGACCUACAUGGGUGGUUUUAUCAGUGCUUUUUAAAAUUUAUUAUGCUUUCUAUUUGAAAUAUGCUACAAUAAAAGAGCUUUACAUGAUCAUACAAUAAUACAUGCA
Messenger RNA from Mesocricetus auratus (golden hamster), 5518 nucleotides. RefSeq names its product ATP-binding cassette sub-family A member 3. Lineage: Eukaryota; Metazoa; Chordata; Mammalia; Rodentia; Cricetidae. Gene Ontology annotation, cellular component: membrane; intracellular membrane-bounded organelle. Gene Ontology annotation, molecular function: ATP binding; ABC-type transporter activity; ATP hydrolysis activity. The record is from RefSeq and is a predicted model, not a curated record. Gene Ontology annotation, biological process: transmembrane transport; lipid transport. The transcript is spliced from 30 exons. The coding region runs from base 226 to 5226 and encodes 1666 amino acids.